Molecule: messenger RNA, 1700 nt
Organism: Solea solea (common sole)
Lineage: Eukaryota; Metazoa; Chordata; Actinopteri; Pleuronectiformes; Soleidae
Gene: dhdds
Product: dehydrodolichyl diphosphate synthase
Exons: 9
Coding region: 248-1255 (335 amino acids)
Biological process (GO): polyprenol biosynthetic process
Cellular component (GO): endoplasmic reticulum; dehydrodolichyl diphosphate synthase complex
Molecular function (GO): ditrans,polycis-polyprenyl diphosphate synthase [(2E,6E)-farnesyl diphosphate specific] activity
Source: RefSeq, a predicted model, not a curated record
GGAAUUAAAAAACGAUAAAUGACAAAGUUCGUGGACAUAAUCGCGAGGAAAGAGCGCGUGCGUCAGCGGCGUAAACUCACGCGCUAUUUUCCGUUCACACUCGAUGUUUGUGCUGACCUGGGUUUCAUUUUUUAAAGCUGUUCGAGUUCCUUACAUGUGUUUUUGUGAAUGAACGGAGAUUUGAUCUGUCAGUGGCUGCACCUCAUCGUAUUAUCGUCAAAAUUAUUUGAAUGACACGAUCGUGAAAAUGUCGUGGAUAAAAGAAGGUGAAUUAAACCUCAUUGAGAAAAUUUCAGCCAAUGUCUUAAAGGCUGGACCCAUGCCCAAACACGUGGCCUUCAUCAUGGACGGUAACCGUCGCUUUGCACGUAGAAACAACAUUGAGCGGCAGGAAGGUCACACGCAGGGUUUCAACAAGCUGGCCGAGACACUACGCUGGUGUAAGCAUCUCAGCAUCCCUGAGGUGACGGUGUACGCCUUCAGCAUCGAGAACUUUAAGCGAACCAAAGACGAGGUGGACGGGCUGAUGGAGCUGGCCAGGCUGAAGUUUGAGAGGCUGCUGGAGGAGCGAGAUAAUCUGGAGAAGCACGGUGUGUGUAUCCGGGUGCUGGGUGACCUAAAUAUGCUGCCGCAUGACCUUCAGCAGCUGAUUGCCAAAGCUGUGAUCACAACCAAGUCUCACAAUAAGUGUUUCCUGAACGUGUGCUUCGCCUACACGUCGAGGUAUGAAAUCACAAACGCGGUGAGGGAAAUGGCGUGGGGCGUGGAACAAGGCUUGAUCAAAUCCAGCGACGUGUCAGAGCCGCUGCUCAGCGAGUGUCUGUACAGCAACAACUCUCCUAAUCCUGAUCUCCUCAUCCGCACGUCUGGAGAGGUGCGACUCAGCGACUUUCUUCUCUGGCAGACGUCCCACUCCUGUCUGGUGUUUCAGUCGGUGCUGUGGCCCGACUAUUCCUUCUGGAAUCUGUGUGAAGCCAUUCUUCAGUAUCAACUCAGUCAUAAAUCCAUUCAGAAAGCCAGAGAUCUGCAUCGAGAGCACCAGGCUUCACUGCAGUUGGAGGCGGACCGUGUCUGUGUAGCAGAACACCUGCAGCAUCACGGGAACGGGAAACCUGCGGACGUGCAGAGGAGACAGGAGGAGCUGCAGCACUACACCACCUGCCGCCAAGAGCGAGUGCAGGAUUUCCUUAAAGCACUGAAGCACAAGAGAGACUCUUACUUCACCGACCUGUGCAGUGACGGCGUCCAGGCUUAAGACGAGUGAGAACAACCUCACUCACUCACUCUCCUGACACAAGGGCUUCUGUGGAGAAGAGAGAGACGUGGACACUUCACUUUCUGCUGCCUAUUUGUCAAAUAUGAAGAUGGUGAUUUUUUUACCCCCAUGGGGCUUUAGAAGAGUUGAUAUUUAUGAUUGUUGAUUUAAAAAAAAAUUAAAUCAUGAGUCUAAUUUGCAGAAUCUACUGGUGGAGAUGUAGGUAAAUAAAUAAAUAAAUGUGUGAGCUGUGUGUCAAAUGCAUGCCGUUGACUGUAAAAAUCAUGACAGUUCAUGACGGUCGUGUUUUGUAAGGAAAUGUUAUUAAACCUGUCGUGACGAGUGAAAAAAAUGAUUUUAAAAACACUCAUGCAGUCAAAAAUAAAAGCACUUUCCUCCAUUUUUGGAAGGCAUUAAAGGUCCAGUGUGUACAUUUUAGUAUAAA